This is a messenger RNA of Solanum verrucosum, 2916 nucleotides long. Its product is annotated as WD repeat-containing protein PCN-like. NCBI's taxonomy places the organism in Eukaryota, Viridiplantae, Streptophyta, Magnoliopsida, Solanales, Solanaceae. Gene Ontology annotation, biological process: meristem maintenance; meristem growth. The transcript is spliced from 11 exons. Gene Ontology annotation, molecular function: protein binding. The record is from RefSeq and is a predicted model, not a curated record. The coding region runs from base 122 to 2584 and encodes 820 amino acids.
CUUCGAAAAACCUAGCCCCUCUUUUGGCCUCGCCUCCAUUGCUGCAUUUGGGCAUUGUGAUGCUUUAUGCAUCUAUCUUCUCUGAAAAACUUGUAAAGAUUACUUUUUGAGCUUUUGGAGAAUGCUUGAAGUUUAUAGAAGCAGUUCAGUUGAGUGGAAGCCGUCGCCUGUGGUAGCUUUAGCUACUAGCGCCGAUGAUUCUCAGGUCGCCGUCGCUCGAGAGGAUGGUUCUCUUGAGAUUUGGCUUGUUUCACCUGGCUCCAACGGAUGGCACUGUCAACUUAUAAUACAUGGAAAUCCUAAUUCAAGGGUUUCCUCGUUAGUUUGGUGUCAGUCGGGAUCGAGAAAAUUACCUGCAGGCCGGUUAUUUUCAUCCAGCAUUGAUGGAUCAGUUUACGAGUGGGAUCUUUUUGAUUUGACUCAGAAGGCUGUACUCGAUUCUAUUGGUGUUUCAAUAUGGCAGAUGGCUGUGGAGCCAUGCAAUAAUGCACAGCUUCAUCAGAAUCCUCCAAAGAAGUAUGAGAAUGGCCAUGUUAGUUUUACAAGUGGUGCUAGUAGCGAUAGUGAGAGCAGUGAAGGGGAAGAGGAUGAUGACUCUGUUGUUAUUCACGUGGAUGAUGUUAAUGAAAAUGGUCGAAUUGCAUUUGCUUGUGAUGAUGGUCGUGUUCGUAUCUGCACUGUUUCGGAUGAGAAGAAUUUGUCUUACGAAAGAUUGUUUCCUAAGGUCAAUGGGCGUACGUUGAGUGUCACUUGGAGUUCUGAUGCAAAGAGGAUAUAUUCUGGUAGUAGUGACGGGUUUAUAAGAUGCUGGGAUGCCAAGCUUGCAUAUGAAAUCUACAGGAUAACAGUGGGUCUUGGAGGUUUGGGUAGUGGAUCUGAUCUAUGCAUAUGGUCAUUACUUGCAUUGAGAUGUGGUACCCUGGUUAGUGCAGAUAGUAGUGGGAGUGUUCAAUUCUGGGACUCCCAGCAUGGAACUCUUUUACAGUCACAUUCCAAUCAUAAGGGCGACGUGAAUGCUUUAGCAGCAUCUCCCAGCCAUAGUAGAGUAUUUUCUGCUGGUUCUGAUGGUCAGGUUAUACUUUAUAAGCUCUUAGCCAAUGAAGUGGGGUCUCACGAUGGAGACAUUUCUUCUGUAGUCGUGAAGAAAUGGGUUUAUGUUAGUCAUGUGAGGGCCCAUACACAUGAUGUAAGAGCCUUGGCAGUUGCUGUACCCAUUGCUCAUGAAGAGCCCAUAGUCGAACAGAAGACAAAGAAGCGGCGCUUUAAGGAGAAGCCCCUUGAGUUUAGUUAUCAUAAAUGGGCACAUUUUGGUGUGCCGAUGCUUAUCUCAGGUGGUGAUGACACUAAACUUUUUGCAUACUCUGCAAAGGAAUUCACCAAAUUUUCUCCGCAUGAUAUUUGUCCCUCACCUCAGAGACCACCCAUACAAAUUGCAGUAAAUACAACCUUCAGUCAGGUUUCUUUACUCUUGGUCCAGGCUUCGUACUGGAUAGAUAUUUUUUGUGUUUGUGUGAAAAACGGGGUUGUGUCUGACAUCUGUGGCCCAUCUGGUGGGGCUGCAAGAACAGAUCUAGUGGCUCGUGUUAAGUGCAAAACUUCGAGGAAGAUCACAUGCAGUGCAAUUUCUCCUUCAGGUGUACUGUUUGCUUAUUCUGACCAUGUAAGACCCUGCCUUUUUGAACUUAAGAAGAGUGGUGCUGGCAAGAGUGCAUGGACUGUCAGCAAAAGGAAGCUCCCUUUGGGACUUCCAUUUGCCCAUUCAAUGGUUUUCAGUGCAGAUUCUUCUCGAAUGAUGAUAGCUGGGUGUGACAGAAGGAUCUAUGUGGUUGAUGCAGUAAGCUUGGAACUAGUUCAUGUUUUUACCCCUCGGCGUAAAGAGCAAUGCGAAGAAUUUCCACCAAAUGAACCUCCCAUUACGAGAAUGUUCACUAGUGCAGAUGGGAAAUGGUUAGGUGCUGUAAACUGCUUUGGAGAUGUGUAUAUAUUUAAUCUAGAUAAACAGAGGCAACAUUGGUUUAUAUCAAGAUUGAAUGGUUCUUCCGUUACAGCUGGUGGCUUUACUCCUAGAAAUAGCAAUGUGCUUAUAGUAUCCACAUCUUCGAACCAGGUAUAUGCCUUUGAUGUUGAAGCUAAGCAACUAGGAGAAUGGUCCAACAGGAAUACAUUCUCUCUGCCGGGAAGAUUUCAAGAAUUUCCUGGAGAAGUGAUUGGGCUUUCUUUUGCUCCUUCUACUAAUUCAUCAUCUGUCAUUGUCUACAGUUCAAGGGCAAUGUGCUUGAUUGACUUUGGGUUGCCAGUAGGUGAUGAUGACGAAACUGACUUAGCUAAUAGUCAAGAUUUAGCUUUGAAGAAGCUACAUAAUAGUUCUCCUGCAAAUGGGACCUUAAAGCGCAAGUUGAAAGGGAAUGACUUAGAUUUAAAACAAAUCGGUAGAAAGAAUUUUGAAUUCUGUGCUUUCAGGGAUCCUGUUUUAUUUGUUGGACACCUUUCAAGAACUUCCACCUUGAUCAUAGACAAACCUUGGAUUCAAGUGGUUAAAACUCUUGAUGCUCCACCAGUUCACAGACGUAUUUUUGGGACAUAACUCUUGUCACAGUUUUUGUUACAACUUACUAGGGAAUGUUUCGUUGGGAGUAUUCAACCCCUUUCACUCAAUAGAUUCUUCUUUGUUGUUAGUUGGAGUUUGGGUGCGGAAACGUUUGAAAUCAAUUCUCAAGUUUCAGUAUAGCUUCACUUCAUCUGCAGGAGUUCUAUGGAAAUUGCGUGGACCUGUAAAUAUAACUUGUGAGCUUUACAAAGUGUCCGUUAGCCUGUUCAGAUAUCGACUAAUGUUUUCAUGUAUCAAUUGCUUUUUCCAAGUUUCUGUAUCAAUCAGUUUUGCCCCUUGAAACAAACAUUUUGAUCUGCAAUGUUAAA